Hyaena hyaena (striped hyena) is the source of this 1151-nucleotide messenger RNA. It is a transcript of the gene CIMIP4, whose product is annotated as testis expressed 33. The coding region runs from base 265 to 1083 and encodes 272 amino acids. The transcript is spliced from 7 exons. NCBI's taxonomy places the organism in Eukaryota, Metazoa, Chordata, Mammalia, Carnivora, Hyaenidae. The record is from RefSeq and is a predicted model, not a curated record.
GGUACCCUAGCAACCUCCCAGCUGCCUUCGGCAGCAGUUCUGCCCUGUGCAUCUGCGCUCCUGGGCUCUUCAGGUGCCAGCGUGGUUCAGGUGUUUUCUGACGUUAUGAGAGAGAGUGGAGAGGGCCGCUCGUGAGGGAAGAGAGCCCAGACACAACUGGACCUUCUUCCCUGGCUUCCUUGACUGACGUUUCUUGGGACCUUUCUUUCCACAUCAGAACCUGGCAGACGAAGCUUGGAAUUACCUGUCCCAGAGCAAGAGUCCAUGGAGCUGGGCCGCCAAAUAGGUACAACCUCUAUGGCCAGGGCCCAUCUGAACAGCAAGGAAAGCCAGCAGGACACGGACUCCUGGAGAACUGCCCUUAGCCCUUUGGACACCCCCAAGUUCAAGUACCAGGCCCCCGUCUCCCCACAGGAGACCCUGUACCGGGGAUGCAGCCCCCUAAGGCAGCCCCACUCUGAGGAGGUCCAGCCCACACCCUCAACGGCCAUCAGUAGGGGUUCUCUGUCCUCGGGGAAGGACUCACAGUGUGGGUCCCUGAAGAACGGAGGCUACAGACCCUCCUCGAGGGAGAGCAGGGCUUCUAUCCAAGAGGAGGCUCAGCUGUGCCAGGGACCAAAGGAAGGUCCCAACAUAGGAGCCCGGGACCAGAAGAGCAGCGUCAUUCCCAACAACAUUCGUCACAAGUUUGGGAGCAAGAUGGUGGACGAGCUGAUCUCUGAGGAGCAGGCUCAAAGGGCCAUCGACGAAGCCUCUGAGGGCCAGAAGAGUGCCAACUCGGGGUCCAGCAGGACCCAGAAACCCAUGGAAAUGAACUCCAUCUUCUCAGAGUACUACAAUCUGGGCUACAACACGCGGUCAAACUUGUUUCAAGGGGCCCCCGAGGAGACGACGAGCCUUAUGAAGGCCUCCUACACCCCAGAGGUGAUUGAGAGAUCUGUGAGGGAUUUAGAGCACUGGCAUGGCAGGAAGACGGAUGAUCUGGGAAGGUGGCACCAGAAAAAUGCUAUGAAUGUGAACUUACAGAAAGCAUUGGAUGAGAAAUACGGAGAGAAGCGCAAAAGCAGGGGCUCCAAGUACUAGAUACGACUGAGAAGAGGUGCCCUCCACUCUGAGAAGUCGUUAACAAUAAAGAAAGACACACAUCUGAA